AUGAAAUUUGGUGCAACCUCCGAGAAAGGCAGAAGGGGAAAGAAGGCCGGAUAUGGGAGAACGAAAGGGAAAGGGAAAGUGGUGACCCCACUCGUCUGUCCGCUGACUCUUCUGCCUCGCGAAAUAUGGGAGAGAAUUGCAGCAAGGGUUGCGUCGGCCUCGAUCCAUGAUCUGUUUAACAUGCAGGCGACCUGCAAGGUGUUUCUGGACGGAGCCCGCUUAUCUGCGGUGUACAAGAUGGCCUCCAUGGCGGAGAUACCCGUCGUGUUCGGUUAUGACAUGGAGAAUCGUCCUGAGGAUGUGUUCCUUUUUAAAAGCGCGCGCGCAGGAAAUCCAGCCGCUAUAUUCCGUAUAAGGAUGAGGGAAUUCUUCUGGAUGGGCCGAGAAGUCGGUGGGUGCGACACCCUGCUUGAGGCCGCCGAUGCGGGCGACGUUCAAGCCCGCUACAUGUGUGCGAUGCUGCUACUGACGCCAGGUGUUGGGGACGAGGCGGAUGCUGGCAGGGGGGUUGAAAUGUAUGCGAACGUACUGACUGCUGAAAAAAUCGAAUUGUGCAGAGAACUCUUCGGGCAGUUGUUCACAAAUCCGCAGAUUGGGGUCCACCCGUCGGAUCCAGGGAAGCCCAUAGUCUGCCGGUCAAGUGUCUGCCCGAGCCGCGGGACCAUGGGUGCCGCCAACGAUUCGUCGAGUGUGUCGUGCGUCCAAUGCCUUGCUGAGUUUGAGGUGUUGCAUUUCCUUAAUCUGUUUACUUUCAGAUGA
Molecule: messenger RNA, 759 nt
Organism: Arachis stenosperma
Lineage: Eukaryota; Viridiplantae; Streptophyta; Magnoliopsida; Fabales; Fabaceae
Exons: 1
Coding region: 1-759 (252 amino acids)
Source: RefSeq, a predicted model, not a curated record